AUGGAGUCAGGCGGCGGUGGUGGUGGUGGUGGGGCAGCAGCUUUGGCCUCGUUCAUCAUGAAUGAGGAAGAGCUGAAAAGAAAGCAGAGGGAGAAGCUGAAGAAAAUGCAGGCCACCGGAGGAAACCCCCGACCUCCACGUUCUCUCUUCUUCUUCACGCUCAAAAACCCUUUUCGCAAGACCUGCAUCAACAUUGUUGAAUGGAAGCCUUUUGAAAUCAUUAUCCUGCUAACCAUCUUUGCAAACUGUGUAGCUCUGGCUGUGUUUCUUCCAAUGCCCGAAGAGGACACCAACAACACCAACUUAACACUGGAGAGUCUGGAGUACAUCUUUCUGAUCAUUUUCACUCUGGAGUGCUUUCUAAAGAUAAUAGCCUAUGGAUUACUGUUCCAUGAUGGGGCGUAUUUACGAAACUGUUGGAACAUACUAGACUUUGUCAUUGUGUUUAUGGGGCUCUUCACACUAGUUGUGGACACCAUUAACUCAAUAGCAGGAGUUCCUAAAGAGAAGGGUGGAGGUUUUGACAUGAAAGCGCUGAGAGCGUUCAGAGUGUUGCGACCACUGCGCCUCGUCUCAGGAGUUCCCAGCCUCCAGGUGGUGAUGAGCUCUAUUCUGAAAUCCAUGUUGCCUCUCUUUCACAUUGCGCUGCUGGUCUUCUUCAUGGUUACCAUUUAUGCCAUUAUGGGCCUGGAGCUGUUCAAGUGUAAAAUGCACAAGACAUGUUACUACCAGGGCACUGAUAUCAUCGCUAUCAGAGAAAAUGAAAAACCCUCACCCUGUGCCCAGGCUGGACACGGGCGUCGCUGUACCAUCAAUGGCACUGAAUGUCGGGCAGGUUGGCCUGGUCCCAACUUUGGAAUCACCCAUUUUGACAACUUUGGCUUUGCCAUGCUUACAGUCUUUCAGUGUAUCACAACAGAGAGCUGGACCGAGGUGCUCUACUGGGUUAAUGAUGCACUGGGAAAUAGCUGGCCUUGGAUCUACUUCUUGACACUAAUCCUCCUGGGGUCCUUUUUCAUUCUCAAUCUGGUCCUUGGAGUUCUGAGCGGGGAGUUUACUAAGGAGAGGGAGAAGUCUCGCUCACGAGGAGAGUACCAGAAGCUACGAGAGUGUCAACAAAUGGAUGAGGAUCUGAAAGGCUACAUUGAAUGGAUCACUCAAGCUGAAGUUAUAGAUGAAGAUUUGGCGGCACUUCUUCCUAGAAGAGAAGAUUCAGAGACAGACAGCCUAUUCCAGAUGGCGGGACUCAACCGGGUGGUCUAUUUCUACCGACUCGCUCGUCGCUGGAACAUUGUUUUACGGAGGAAGUGUCAUGCUUUGGUGAAAUCUAAAUACUUUGGCUGGUGGGUUAUCGUCGUUGUGUUACUCAACACACUGGUUAUUGCUACUGAGCAUCAUCAUCAGACGGCGUCCCUAACACAUUUUCAAGAUGUUUCCAAUGUAAUCCUGCUCAGCUUUUUCACAAUUGAGAUGAUUUUGAAGCUGUAUGCAUUUGGCCCGAGAUCUUACUUCAUGUCGGUCUUCAACCGAUUCGACUGCUUAGUGGUCUCGAUCGGCAUUUUUGAGAUAAUGCUGGUCGCAUCAGGCAUCAUGACACCAUUGGGGAUCUCUGUGAUGAGAUGCAUACGACUUCUGCGCUUGUUUAAGCUCACGAGAUACUGGACGUCACUUAAUAACCUGAUUGCAUCUUUGGUCAACUCAAUCCGUUCCAUCGCCUCACUGCUUCUGCUCCUCUUCCUCUUCAUUGUCAUCUUCGCCCUCCUCGGCAUGCAGGUCUUUGGUGGAAAAUUCAACUUCCCAGACAGAGAGAUUCAGCGUAGCAACUUUGACAACUUUCCACAGGCCCUUAUAAGUGUUUUCCAGGUCUUAACUGGAGAAGAGUGGGACACAAUCAUGUAUAAUGGAAUCAUGGCUCAUGGUGGACCGGCGUCCCCGGGAAUUCUUGUCAGCAUUUAUUUCAUAAUCCUCUAUUUCUGUGGAAACUUCGUUCUUUUGAAUGUGUUCUUGGCCAUCGCUGUGGACAAUCUUGCUGAAGCCGAGAGUCUGACAGAAGCACAGAAGGAGAAAGCAGAAGAGAAAGCCAGAAGAAAGCUUAUGAGAUCAAUGCCAGAGAAGAGUGAGGAAGAGAAACUCCUGAUGGCCAAGAGACUGAUGGAGUCCAGGUCAAAAGCUGAGGGGAUGCCCACUACAGCUAAACUCAAGAUCGAUGAGUUUGAAUCAAAUGUGAAUGAAGUGAAGGACCCCUUCCCUCCCGCAGACUUUCCAGGUGAUGAUGAGGAAGAGGAGCCAGAGAUUCCCAGCAGUCCCAGACCCAGACCCAUGGCUGACCUGCAGCUCAAGGAGACAGUGGUGCCCAUGCCUGAUGCCAGCUCCUUUUUCAUUUUUGGCCCACAGAAUAAGUUACGGAAAUUCUGCCACAGGAUCAUUAACCACACCACCUUCACCAACAUCAUUCUCCUCUUCAUCCUCCUCAGUAGUAUCUCUCUGGCAGCUGAAGACCCCAUCGACCCCCGUUCAUUCAGAAACAAGGUCUUGGCUUAUGCUGAUAUCGUCUUUACGACCGUGUUCACCAUUGAGAUUGUGCUGAAGAUGACAGUUUAUGGAGCUUUCCUGCAUGAAGGCUCAUUCUGCCGAAACUCUUUCAAUAUUCUGGACCUCAUUGUUGUGGCCGUAUCACUCUUAUCUAUGGGAAUGGAAUCUAGUACCAUUUCUGUGGUGAAGAUUCUCAGGGUGUUGAGGGUCCUCAGACCUUUAAGGGCCAUCAACAGAGCCAAAGGAUUGAAGCAUGUUGUCCAGUGUAUGUUCGUGGCCGUAAAGACCAUUGGUAAUAUCGUCCUGGUCACCUUGCUCUUAAACUUCAUGUUUGGCUGCAUAGGCGUUCAGCUUUUUAAGGGCAAAUUAUACUCAUGCACAGAUCCCUUGCAAAACACAGAAAUUGACUGUCAAGGAACAUUUAUUAAGCAUGUGCAGAGCUCUCUCCAUGACAUGGAGAUUCAUGAGAGAAAGUGGGUCAACAACAACUUCAACUUUGACAAUGUGCUGAACGGCAUGCUGGCGCUCUUCACCAUCUCCACAUUUGAGGGCUGGCCAGAACUCCUGUAUACGGCCAUAGACUCGGAUUCAGUGAACUCAGGCCCUGUGUUCAAUAACCGAGUGGGCAUCUCCAUAUUCUUCGUCAUCUACAUAAUCAUCAUCGCCUUCUUUAUGAUGAACAUUUUUGUGGGCUUUGUCAUCGUCACUUUCCAAGAACAAGGAGAGGAGGAGUACAAAGACUGUGAGCUGGACAAAAACCAGCGUCAAUGUGUGCAGUAUGCACUGAAGGCACGACCCCUCAAGUGCUACAUCCCAAAAAACCCACACCAGUACCGAGUCUGGUACUUUGUAACCUCCUGUUACUUUGAGUAUCUCAUGUUCUUCCUCAUCAUGCUCAACACACUGUGUCUUGGAAUGCAGCACUGCAACCAGGCCGAGUAUAUUACCAAACUCUCUGACACUCUCAAUCUCAUCUUUACCGUCCUCUUCACCGCCGAGAUGUUGGUCAAACUCGUUGCAUUUAAAGCAAAGGGUUAUUUCGGAGAUCCUUGGAACGUGUUUGAUUUUAUCAUUGUGAUCGGCAGUAUCGUUGACGUGGUCCUCAGCGAGUUGGAUACUGCAUUGGAGUCCAGUGGAGGACUGUGGUGUCUUCACGGUUGUGCUGAGGUGAACCCAAUGCAAGCUAUAGCUGAUGAAGAAAAUGUCAAAAUUACCAUCACCUUCUUCCGUCUGUUCCGUGUGUUGCGUCUGAUUAAACUGCUCAAUCGUUCAGAGGGGAUCAGGAACCUUCUGUGGACCUUUAUAAAAUCCUUCCAGGCACUGCCUCAUGUGGCUCUGCUCAUUAUAAUGCUGUUCUUCAUCUAUGCUGUCAUUGGGAUGCAGAUGUUUGGUAAAGUUUCGCUGGUCGACGGUACUGAGAUUAACCGCAACAACAACUUUCAAACCUUCCCGCAAGCUGUUUUGUUAUUAUUUCGUGUGGCCACUGGAGAGCGAUGGCAUAAGAUCAUGCUGGCCUCUAUGUAUGGAAAACUUUGUGACCCCAAAUCAGACUUUGGCCCUGGAGAAGAGUACACCUGCGGCUCCAGCAUUUCUGUCUUCUACUUCCUCAGCUUUUACAUGCUGAAUGCAUUUUUGAUUAUCAAUUUGUUUGUGGCCGUCAUUAUGGACAACUUUGACUACCUCACUCGUGAUUGGUCGAUCCUCGGCCCGCAUCACCUGGAUGAAUUCAAGAAGAUCUGGGCGGAGUACGAUCCUGAAGCGACUGGACGAAUCAAACAUCUGGAUGUAGUCACUCUUCUGAGGAGACUUCAGCCACCGUUGGGUUUUGGGAAAUUCUGUCCUCAUCGCUCUGCAUGUAAGAGACUGAUUUCUAUGAACAUGCCGCUGAACAGUGAUGGUACAGUGACCUUCAAUGCUACUCUCUUUGCACUGGUCAGAACCGCUUUGAAAAUCAAAACUGAAGGAAACUUCGAGCAGGCUAAUGAGGAAUUGAGAGCCAUUAUCAAGAAGAUCUGGAAACGGACCAGUAUGAAGUUGUUGGACCAGGUUAUUCCUCCCAUUGGAGAGGAUGAGGUCACCGUUGGAAAAUUCUACGCCACAUUUCUCCUUCAGGAACACUUCCGCAAGUUCAUGCAGCGACAGGAGGAAUACUACGGUUACCGGCCAACCAAAAAGAAUGCUGCGGAGAUUAAGGCAGGUCUGCGCAGCAUCGAGGAGGAGGCAGCAACUGAAUUGCACAGGGCCAUCUCAGGUGACCUGAUCGCAGAGGAUGAGAUGGACCGUGCAAUGGAGGCUGGAGAGGAGGGCAUUUACAGGCGGACAGGAGGUCUGUUUGGAAUUCAUGUUGACCCCUUCGCCUCUGAGCCCAACAGCCCCCUAUCCACGCAUAUGACUAGUCAGAGACCCCUUCAUUUUACAGAGACCCAUCCGGAGGACAUCGAGUCCCCCCCUCACUCUGUCUUCCUCCCGAACACUGAGUUCUUCCCUGAUAACAUGCCAAUGACAAGCAACACCAAUAACAACGCCAACUUCAUUGAAGACAUUUCCUCCGGGUUUUCGUUAGAGACUGAGUCUCAAGACAUAAGAGAUUCUAGUUCGUAUGGGGGCGGAGCUUCAGGUUUUGAUGACGGAAGGCUGUCGAAUUACACUGUGAGGACAGAUAUCACACAGCAAUUCCCCUAUAAUCCCUCUUAUGGUACUUCAGAGAAUCGUCCAGAUGAUUCGCCAGCCACCAACAAACUUAUUCAGCAGGCACUGCGAGGUGGUGGACUAGAUUCCUUGGCUGACGAUCCAAAGUUUGUGUCUGUGACUAGAAAGGAAUUAUCAGAAGCCAUUAAUAUUGGCCUAGAUGAUAUGGAAGGUUUGGCUAAAGGUAUUCUAAAGGAGAAGUGCCCCAAUCCACCGAAACGUAAACGUCGUCCCAUCCCAGUUCCACCCAGCGCCAAGCCCAGAGAAGACACUAGUGCGGUGUAGACACUUUAAGUUAUUAUCAUUUAUGUGGCAUCAUGAAUUUUCUAUGAAUGUUCUGCCCUUGUUCAAGUUCACCUGCUUGACAGUCUAUAAACAGGUAGUGUUGGUUGUUUUGAAAGAUAUGUUUUUUCAAAGAAAGUGAUCACAUUGAGAAAUAACAAUGUUUAUUUCUUUAUAGUCUGAUCUUUGCUAUGCUAUUUCUGUUCCACUAAGUGGUAAAAUGCAUAGAAAUGAACAACUGUCACAAUAGUGCUGAACUUUGUGUAUUUUUUCGAAUGGGCAGUUUGAUUCAGGAAGUGAUUCUGAAGAUAUCAGACAUCCUGCAUAGAAGUAAUCACUCUUCAGUUCUGUAAACAUGACAGCUGAGUGAGAUGGAUAUAUUACAGACAAAUGUCUUCUUUUGUAAUCUGGAGCCACCGAAGGAAAGCAUUUUUACAUGUACUUGUGGUAGAGCGAUGGUUUAAACUGCACAUGUAAAAGUGAAAUGGCUGACAGCUGUUAUUUUAUGUUCACUGGACACAUUAUUUGUUUUGAAAUGAAGCGUUAUGACUUGUUUACAAGAAACGUUUUAAAGAGAAAUCCUGUAUACAUAUAACAUAAAUUGAUACCUGCACAUAAUAAAAUAGUUUUUUAAUGAUGUAUGCUAUUGAAAAAUGUAUACACAGGGAAAGGGUUAAAGCAAGCACAUGCAAAGCACUUCAUUUGUAUUUUACUUUACAUUUACACAUUUAGCAGUUUUGAUCCUCAUUUUAUUGAAAGCAACGAGGAAAGAAGGUCUGAUAAAGCCUUCAUUAAUCUUUAAAACGUGGCAUUUUAUUUGUUAAUCGAGCUCAUCGACAUGUUUUUGUUUUAGGAGAUUUUACAUUCUUGAGCCUUAAUUCCUAAAGAAAUGCACACUGGGUACCAUAUGGUAAAAGUUCAGUUUUUGUCUGGAAUAUGCAAAGGGUUAAAGUUUGUUUCUAUUUCUUUAAUUAGCCUUUUGGUUUUAUUGAAUGCCGAGAUUAUGGGAAUGGGAUCAGGACCGUGACGCAGGCCGGAUUCGAACCUGUGUCCCUGUAAGCUGCUUUUUUACUUUUUAGCACACUUGCGCUACCCACUGUGCUGACUUUAUUUUAUUUUUAAUUAUAAGAGCCUAGAGGAGUUUUUGGCACAUUUGUUGUAGAAAAUAUGUGAUGCUUGCUUUGACCUGUCAUUGUAAUGCACAUUGCAGUAAUACAUAUUGUAUAAUCACAUCCUAAAUACAGUUAGUACAGGUGCUUUUUUAUUUAUAGUAACCGAAGUCCUCUCACUUCAGAUUUGGACUUCAUUAACUGCAUCGUACACAUUUUAAAGUAUAUUUUAAUAAAAACUUGACUAUUAACUGUAAUACCAUGGACUGAAGUCUUAAAGCUGAAUGUUUUUCUGUGUUAAAUCUGAUUUGCAAUCCGCGUUUGAUUUUCAUUGACACACAACUUACACUUAAGUCAUUGUGUGUUUUAACUGAGGUUAAGAUUUAAAUAAACAGAGACAAUUUA
Messenger RNA from Misgurnus anguillicaudatus (oriental weatherfish), 7016 nucleotides. Lineage: Eukaryota; Metazoa; Chordata; Actinopteri; Cypriniformes; Cobitidae. The record is from RefSeq and is a predicted model, not a curated record.